Australozyma saopauloensis is the source of this 681-nucleotide messenger RNA. RefSeq lists its product as uncharacterized. Gene Ontology annotation, biological process: mRNA splicing, via spliceosome. Bases 1 to 681 code for a protein of 226 amino acids. The record is from RefSeq and is a predicted model, not a curated record. Gene Ontology annotation, cellular component: precatalytic spliceosome. The transcript has a single exon. Lineage: Eukaryota; Fungi; Ascomycota; Pichiomycetes; Serinales; Metschnikowiaceae. Gene Ontology annotation, molecular function: snRNA binding; mRNA binding.
AUGGUAGACAUCCAAACCAAGCCGCCCCAUUCUACGUUAUAUGUCAGCAACAUAAAUGAAGCAAUAUCCAAAACAAAGUUAAGCUAUGUUCUUAAUCGUAUAUUUGGUCGCUAUGGAGAAGUGGUAGAUGUACGGGUCAGGAGAAGCCUAAAAAUGAAGGGACAAGCCUUCGUUACAUACAAGGACGCGAGGUCGUGUGAAAAGGCACUUUCCAAACUACAAGGCAGACCUGUUUUCAAGAAACCAAUCCAUAUUGUUUACGCCCACUUUGCGUCCGACAAAUGCUUGGAGUUGAAUCAAGAACUCGAAGAAUUGAACAAACGAAAAGAGCAGAGAAACAAAAAACAAGAGGAGGAGACAAAGAUUGCCUCAGAGAUGCUGCAUCAAAAACAACUGUCUUCAAAAACUCCCGAAGUCACAGAAUCACAGCUCAAACUGUGGAAACUGCUACCUCCUCACAAAGUGCUUCUUUUACAGAACCUCACUUCGGAGUCUCUAGAAAGCUCAUUUAUUGAGGAAGCUUUCGAUGGUUUUGCAGGCUUUGAAAAAGUCAGACUCAUCAAAUUCAGAAAAUUGGCUUUUAUUGAUUUUGACCUGGAGAGUCAGGCUACCCAGUGCCUAAAAGACAUCGAUGCUAGCAAGUUUGGUGCUGAGGCCUUGCUUACAUACGCAAAAAAGUGA